Molecule: messenger RNA, 435 nt
Organism: Fomitopsis serialis
Lineage: Eukaryota; Fungi; Basidiomycota; Agaricomycetes; Polyporales; Fomitopsidaceae
Product: ribosomal protein S5 domain 2-type protein
Exons: 1
Coding region: 1-435 (144 amino acids)
Molecular function (GO): ATP binding
Source: RefSeq, a predicted model, not a curated record
AUGUCGCGCUCGUUCACCAUUCGCGUCCCUGCGACGUCCGCCAACAUCGGGCCCGGCUUCGACGUCGUCGGCCUCUCCCUCUCGCUCUACCUCACCCUCUCCGUGACCCUCGCCCCGCCCCCGCCGGCCUCCCACCCCACGCCCCCGUCCAUCCGCUACACCGGCGAGGGCGCCGACGAGGUGCCCCUCGACGCCUACAAAAACCUCACCACCCGUGUCGCGCUCUACGUCCUGCGCUGCCACGGCGUGCCCUCCUUCCCGCCGGGGCUCGCCGUGCACGCGCACAACGAGAUCCCCUUCGGACGCGGGCUCGGCUCGUCCGGCGCCGCCGUCGUCGCGGGCGUCCUCCUCGGCGACGCCCUCGCCCGCCUGCGCCUUCCCCCCGCCCGCGUCCUCGACUUCGCCCUCAUGGUUGAGCGCCACCUGUUGAAGUGA